Molecule: messenger RNA, 1038 nt
Organism: Symbiodinium sp. CCMP2592
Lineage: Eukaryota; Dinophyceae; Suessiales; Symbiodiniaceae
Source: the annotation of a GenBank genome assembly
AUGUCCACCUUGCCUUCCUCUUUCCCAUGGACAAAGAAGCAGGAGCUGCCUCAAUUGGCCAGGAGGAAUUCCCUGCUGUCUGGACUUUGGCAGGCUGCUGAAGCGGGCCUUGUUCAUGAAGAGCUGCCUUUCUCUGCCGUUACGGUGAACCUGCCGAAUUUGAGUGCGCCGAUCCAUACCACCGUGCAAUCUUCCAAGGAAUAUGUUCGAGGAUCAGAACACGUCAGUACACACAGUGGAAUCAGUCUCGUCAGCACAGAGAAGCGCAAGGCCCUCCUGUCAACACUCGAAGAUGGGGCUCGAUACACACAACGGUUCAAGGACUGUUGCCGACGCAAGUACGGAAAGCUUGUCGUAGCAUGGCGGAUCCUCCUGGAUCCGGGUGGCAAUGGACGUGUCUCUUUCGUGCCUUUCUGCAAUGCGGCACGAGCCAUGGGCUUUGUGAAUGUUUCCACGCUUUGGCGGCAUCUGGACGUCAAGUGCACCGGCUUCCUGACACUGGACAGCUGGGAUCCCCACUCAUAUCGAGUCCUCAUGGAAUUCCGGGAGAUUUGCAGAUCUGAGUUCGGAGGAGUUGUGGAGGCUUUCAAGUUCGGAAUGAACAGGACCGGAUCAGGUGCUUGUUACAAGAAAGAGUUUGAACAGUUUCUCAAGAAUUUCGAGUUCUCUGGAGAUUACCAAAUCCUCUGGGAUGCUUUGGACAAAGAUCGUGGCGGCUUUAUCACAGUGGAUGAGCUUUUUUUCUUAGCACGAUGGCAGGGCGAACGCUUCCGACCUGAGAAGGUCCAGCGUGAGUUCAAUCUGAACCUUGUGCGAUUGAAGAUGUGCAAGCAGCAGCGACAAAAGCAUCAAGCGAGGAUGAACGAGUUCAAAGCUCGGAUCGAGGACGAGCAGCAAGUCCUCGAACGAAACCGAAGUCUACGGAUGGCAGCUGCUAAGCAGAAUGUCCGUCUGACUGCGGAGCAAGUCCGAUCAGCAGAAGAAGACGACUCUAACAUAGCCGCUGAUGCUGACAGCGAUAAAUCGGAUGUAUCGUGA